AUGGAUAGUUUGUAUGGUCCAGAUGAUAUGGAUGGCCCUUGUCAAGGAGGUCAUUUAGAAAUUGUUGAAUUUUUACAUAAAUAUGGUAACCUAAAGUGCUCUUGGGAAGCCCUAAUAGGUAAUGUUCGCUAUGAUACUUGCAAAUACAUGGAUUUAACAGCUAAUAUCAAGUGCAAAUCAAAACGGCCAUUUACAAGUUGUCAAUUUCUAAAUCGAAAUCGUACCGAAGAAUGUACAAGUAGAGCUAUCAAUUAUGCAUCAAAGAAUGUAGAUAUUGCUGCCAACUCUUCAACAUUACUAGCCACGAUCCCAUUUGUUGAAAACACUCUUUUUGAAUUUGUCUUUGAUGCAGUCAAUGGUGUGAUCUAUCGUUGGUCACUGAGAUAG
Cavenderia fasciculata is the source of this 387-nucleotide messenger RNA. RefSeq lists its product as uncharacterized. The transcript has 4 exons. The record is from RefSeq and is a predicted model, not a curated record. Lineage: Eukaryota; Evosea; Eumycetozoa; Acytosteliales; Cavenderiaceae. Bases 1 to 387 code for a protein of 128 amino acids.